UAUCGUCGUUGCUGUUAUCAUUAGUUUGUUUCUGGAAACUACUGCCCUUGAGAGUGCCUGGUGCACAUCCCCAGCCUAUCAGUGUUCAUGAAACUUCUGUUCGAUGUAAAUGAGACACCAAAAAAAUAGAGGGUGAUUUACAAUUGGAGUUAGUGUUCAGGCAAGGAUACACACUGCCAGCCAGGUGUGAUAAGGAUUUUUGUGAUAAGCUUUUUUUGCGUCAGUGUUGCACAAUUAAAUAACAGAUUUAAAGAAACACCAAAGAUAAAUUAAACAAUAUUAAAGGUCCAUGUACUUUUGCUUUCAAGAGAAACAGAUUAAUAAUUAGACUGCUUGACACCGGUGGGUUGGGUUUUAUGAGCUUUAAUAUAAAGGCAUCUCUAUAGUUUGUUAAGCUGUUGGAUUGUGUUGCAACCUAAGUGGCCUGAGAUAUUAUAUAGAUAGAUAUUGUAUAGAUUGAAUAGAGAAUACUGAAUAUUUAUCACGUUGAUAGUCCAAAUUCUGUUAGAGCGCAGAGUAUAUUUAACAAAAGGUAGCAAAGGUGAAAAGAAUGGCGAGCUCUUCUAGAAGGAAAGUAUUAGUCGGUUGCACCGGUAGCGUGGCCACGAUCAAAUUGCCGCAGUUGGUAGAGAUGUUGCGGCAGAACCACUUAGAAGUGAGAGUGGUCGUGACAGAGCGAGCCAAACACUUCCUGAAGGAUGCCCAGCUGCCACCUGAAAUUCAAGUGCUGUCCGACACAGUGGAAUGGGCUGCCUGGCAGGAUCGCGGCGAUCCAGUCCUACACAUAGAUCUCGUCAAGUGGGCGGACGUGUUUGUGAUAGCACCGCUGGAUGCCAAUACAUUGGGCAAGAUCGCCAGUGGUAUAUGCGACAAUAUCGUCACAUGUGUGGCGCGCGCUUGGGAUCCUGCAAAACCGCUCCUGUUUUGCCCAUCCAUGAAUACAAAAAUGUGGGAACAUCCGGUUACCAUGCCGCAAGUAUCACUGCUCAAAUCCUGGGGUUAUAAGGAGAUACAUUGCAUAUCCAAGACGCUGAUGUGUGGCGACAUAGGAAUGGGUGCGAUGGCAGAAGUGGACACGAUCGUGCGAUCCACUUUGCGAGCUUUGAACCCGUGGGGGGAUCCGCCGGAUUCGUGUCCCUAGCAUAGGGCGACAUCUUCUUCGUACGAACCUCGUCGACGAUACCGCGAGCAUCGAUGAGAUUUUCCACGUCGAGAUCUCCAAAGACGCACUAUGGUGCGAUUCGAACGUACGCUUAAUAAAAUAUACGCUAAUUUCGCUUGUCUAAUAAAAUCGGUAUGAGCCUAAGACCCGGACAUACUUGGUCAUAUAUGAACCAUGUGAUAAAGAAAUUGCGUUUAUCAAUAAAAAUGUUCAUCGUUAAGUUUUUCUCCAGUCAUGUUAUUUUGUCUGUGAAUUUUAUCUUCAUUUCUUGUUUUCUUCACUAGACGUAUUGUACUAUCAUAGUGAAAUAAUUGUUAAUUAGAAACCCGUAGAUGUUAUAAAUAGUGAAGUCCGAAUUUGAACGCAUCAUGGUCGUCAUAUCCCUUGCUCAACCUGGAGUAAAUCAAUUGUAUCGAGAGGAACAAAUAAGAUAAUCAUAAUUUUAUCUGUCCAGUUAUCGAAAUGCAAUGUAUAAAAAUAUUGUGAAGAAAAAAAGGAGAUUCUGUUGACAUAUCCUAAAGUUGAUCCGCCAGAAUGUACAUGCUUUUGUUAAAUAUAUGAACGAUAACUAUA
Molecule: messenger RNA, 1735 nt
Organism: Linepithema humile (Argentine ant)
Lineage: Eukaryota; Metazoa; Arthropoda; Insecta; Hymenoptera; Formicidae
Gene: Ppcdc
Product: phosphopantothenoylcysteine decarboxylase
Biological process (GO): coenzyme A biosynthetic process
Cellular component (GO): phosphopantothenoylcysteine decarboxylase complex
Molecular function (GO): FMN binding; phosphopantothenoylcysteine decarboxylase activity
Source: RefSeq, a predicted model, not a curated record